CAAAAUAUUUCUUGGAAUAUUAUUUUAAAUUUAAUAAUACAAAAAUAUGUUUAUGAUAAUACACUCUGUGUCAUUUGGAAUAAAGAUUUCGAUUUCCAAUUGGAAUUGCAACAGACUGAAGUUAACGCAAUUUAUGCUCUAAUAAGUUUAACUAGAAGUGAGGAGAGUGAAUCUUUUGAGUAUGAUGUUGUGGAUCAUAAUAUAAAACGUAACGAACUUAAAGAUAAUGGUAUUCAUUUCGAUAAUUUUGUCGAAAAAUUAACUAUAUCCAUUGAAUAUUCACAUUGCGAGAAUUUCUUAAUAUUUCAAUCGGAUAUACCGAUUUUUGUGGAAGCAUUUACUAAUGCCAGUAAAUUCUCAAUUUGGCAUUCGAUGAAUAAUAAAUUUAUAUUUGCUUAUAAUAAUGAUUCUGAAAAUCAACCCAAUAUUUUAUUGAUUGAGGGAUCUGAAAAUGAUAGAAAUAAUUUUUAUUUGAAAACAAAUAAAUAUGUUGGAAAACGAGCUGAUGGACCCAGUCAAAUGUAUAUACUGGAUUAUUUCAAUGCCGAAACUGAAGUUUUUAAAUAUAAUAUUGAUCUAUUUCCGAAUAAAAUAAAAGAUUUACAGGGGCGUGAGAUUAAAUUAUCUGCUUUAAGUUAUGCUCCGUCCAUAAUUAUUAAGCCACAACAGAAUUCAACAGACAGAAUGGAAGAAUUAAUUUCCGAAGACAAUGCCCCAACUUUGAGUUAUUUAGAUGGUACGGAAGGAAGAAUUGUAUCUGCAUUUUGUGAAGUAUAUAAUUGUACAAUGGAGAUUGAUGAUUCCGAAGAUGAUUGGGGAAUGUUAUAUCCAAAUAUGACUGGGUACGGUGCAUUGGGUUUAAUAUCAAAUAAAAAUGCCGAGAUUUCUGUUGGAGCAAUGUAUUCUUGGUAUACAGCGUAUAGAUGUGCCGAUAUUUCUAUGUAUCUAGUACGUUCUGGCAUUACUUGUGUAGUGCCUGCGCCUGUGCGUUUGGCCAGUUGGUUGUUACCAAUUCAACCAUUUCAGGCCAGUCUUUGGUUGGCUGUUUUUAUAUGUCUAAGCAUUGAAACAUUAGGACUAUUAAUGACACGUAGAAUUGAACAAUAUCUUAUUGAUCAAAAUAAGUCAUGGAUUCAAAGUUUAAAAUUUAGUUAUAUUACUACGUUAAAACUAUUUAUAUCUCAAUCAGGUAGUUCUCAAGUAACAACUAUAUCAGUACGUGUACUUUUAUUUGCGUGUUUUCUAAAUGAUCUUAUCAUAACAAGCAUUUAUGGAGGUGGUCUAGCAAGUAUUUUGACUGUACCCAGUUUUGGUGGUGCAGCAGAUACAUUGGAACGCUUACAGUCUAUGCGUCUUAAAUGGGCGGCCGAUUCUGAAGCUUGGGUUUUAUCGUUAAGAAACAGUGACGAUGAAAGAGUCCGGGAUAUUUUAAAAAAUUUUCAUAUUUAUACAGAUGAAGAGCUAACCCAAUUUGCUUUGGAAGGUAAAAUUGGAAUAACUGUGGAACGUUUACCAUUUGGACAUUAUGCUGCAGGUGAUUAUUUAUCAUCAUCAGCUAUUGAUCAUCUUAAAAUCAUGCUAGAUGAUAUUUAUUUUGAAUAUACUGUUGCUUUUGUUACACGGGUCUGGCCUUUAUUAGAUAAUUUUAAUAAAGUUAUUUAUAUGUGGCAUUCAUCUGGCUUAGAUAAAUUUUGGGAAUGGCGUAUCGUAGCUGAUAAUAUGGAUGAUGAUGUACAAAAGCGUAUUAAGGCUUCGAUGAAUUCUUAUUCGGAAGCAGAUUUAGGUCCUUUAAAAUUGGGUAUGUCAAAUUUUGCUGGUAUAUUAUUAAUAUGGGUUUUGGGAAUUUUAAUUGCUAUUUUGGCAUUUAUAUGUGAAGUGAUUAAAUAUCGUUCAGAGAUGAAAAAGGAUGUAGAAGAGAAGUUUGAAUGCAAUUAA
Molecule: messenger RNA, 1935 nt
Organism: Teleopsis dalmanni
Lineage: Eukaryota; Metazoa; Arthropoda; Insecta; Diptera; Diopsidae
Gene: Ir41a
Exons: 11
Cellular component (GO): membrane
Molecular function (GO): ligand-gated monoatomic ion channel activity
Source: RefSeq, a predicted model, not a curated record